Rhinichthys klamathensis goyatoka is the source of this 1799-nucleotide messenger RNA. Its product is annotated as E3 SUMO-protein ligase ZBED1. Gene Ontology annotation, molecular function: protein dimerization activity. NCBI's taxonomy places the organism in Eukaryota, Metazoa, Chordata, Actinopteri, Cypriniformes, Leuciscidae. The transcript has 2 exons. The record is from RefSeq and is a predicted model, not a curated record. Bases 861 to 1733 code for a protein of 290 amino acids.
ACACCAUAAAGAAUAUGCUGACAGUCAAAUUAUGAAGGGACCCCACGCGAGUCCAUCAGGUACAUCCACGCAGCAGCCAGAGGCUAACGUUACACGGCUUAAACAAACAACUCUAAUGAAGGAGGUAUUCGAGAAGGGAACUCCAUAUGACAGAACAAGUAAGCGCUGGAAAGAUGUAACUGAUGCAGUGACAUUUUACCUGGCCAAGGAUAUGAUCCCCAUAAAUACUGUGGAAAACAAGGGCUUCAAAAGACUGCUCAAAGUUGUAGAUCCGCGUUACGAGAUUCCCAGCCGCAAAUAUUUUUCUGCCACGGCCAUUCCACGGCUGUAUUCCGAAUGCCGCAACAAGAUGGAACACAAAGUUAAAAAUGCAUUUUUUUUUUUGCCACAACAGCUGGUUUAUGGUCUAGCCGCACUUCAGAACCAUAUUUAAGUCUGACAAUUCAUUUCAUUGAUGAUUGGAAGUUGUGCAGUGCGUGUCUAGAAACAACAUACUUCCCACAAGACCACACUGGAGAGCUCAUAGCACAAGGCCUAAAGGAAGCACUUGAAUGUUGGGGACUGAAAGAAGCAAACAUGACCUGCAUGACCACUGACAGUGGAGCUAACAUGGUGAGGGCCUUGGAGCUCAACAGUUGGACACGUCUGCAGUGCUUUGGGCACAGACUUCACCUAGCUAUUGAAAAAAGUGCCAAAGACCCUCGUGUUGAACGCAUGACAUCUAUCUGCAAGAAAGUCGUCAUACAUUCUCUUUCAGUUGGAAGAAAAAGAGGGAAUUAAUUAAAGCUCAAACAGAGCUGAAACUCCCUCAACAUAAACUCAUCGCUGAAUCCCCUACACGAUGGGGUUCCAGACUCAACAUGAUUGAGAGAGUGCUUGACCAGGAAAAGGCCAUUUCGCAGGUCCUGAAGGCAGACCGGAAGGCGAGGCAUUUGGUCCCAUCAUGGCAAGACAUUGACGUGAUGGAGUCUGUGAAAAAAGCACUGAGUCCACUGAAAGACUUCACUGAUGCACUCUCCGGUGAGGACUAUGUGAGUGUGUCCUACGUAAAGCCAGUGCUUUACCUGUUGAAAGUCAACAUCUUGAGCCUGAAUGAUGAGGACACUGAACUAACAAAAACAAUGAAGCAAACAAUUCUCAAUUACCUCACUGACAAAUAUCAGGAUCCCACCACUGAUGACCUGUUGGAUAUGGCUUCGCUUCUUGAUCCCAGGUUCAAAACCCAAUACAUUGCCAGCGACAAGAUAGAGGGAAUACAAGCCAGAGCUGUAUCUGAGCUGGAGUCUUUGCUGACCGCACAGUAUCAAGCAGCAUCGGUUCAACAGUGUACAUCUGCCUCCACAUCACAGAGCCCUGACGCAGAACAAACCCCACACAAGAAAGUAAAGAAAUCACUUGCCAGCUUUUUGAAAACCUCAGGUGGUGCAAGUGCAUCUGCUGCAGUUUCAGGAUCAACUUCAUUUUCUCUAAAAGAGGCAAUAGAAGGGGAACUGAAGGGAUACGUGUCCAUACCAAAUGCAGAAAGUGAGGUGAAUCCCUUGGAAUGGUGGAAAGUCCAUGAGGCAAACUUUCCAAGAGUUAGCCAACUUGCUAAAAAGUACUUGUGCAUUCCGGCCACAAGUGCUCCCUCAGAAAGAGCUUUUAGCACUGGUGGCAAUAUUGUCACAUGCCAGAGGGCAACUCUCAAGCCAGAUAAAGUCAAUCAACUGGUUUUCCUCUCUAAAAAUUUGUGAUUGGGAUCAGUCAUACUUUACGUUCUUAGGAUAUAUACUUUGUAGGAAUUUGAAAGGUUUGUUCUA